This is a messenger RNA of Xiphophorus hellerii (green swordtail), 10241 nucleotides long. Its product is annotated as dual specificity protein phosphatase 10. Gene Ontology annotation, biological process: negative regulation of JUN kinase activity; peptidyl-tyrosine dephosphorylation. Gene Ontology annotation, cellular component: cytosol; cytoplasm. The transcript is spliced from 4 exons. Bases 3279 to 5918 code for a protein of 879 amino acids. Gene Ontology annotation, molecular function: MAP kinase tyrosine phosphatase activity; MAP kinase tyrosine/serine/threonine phosphatase activity; protein tyrosine/threonine phosphatase activity. Lineage: Eukaryota; Metazoa; Chordata; Actinopteri; Cyprinodontiformes; Poeciliidae. The record is from RefSeq and is a predicted model, not a curated record.
AGAGCCCACAAACGACCCCCUGGAGGGGAGAAAAAAAAAACUCUGAGUCCUUCACAGAAAAGCUGGAUUUAUGCUGAGACUAAGUUACACACACAUGUGUUUAUUAAUUAACCCCAUGGUAACCAAGGAUGGGGAAAAAAAUAGAAUCCACUUCAUGAUUUUGCAAUACUUUGUGUUGAUCUAAUGGCCUCAAUAAAUUAAAGUGAAGUUUGCAGUUGCUGCAUGCUGUUAAUCAAUGAGUAAGCAUACUUUUACAAAGCCUUAUCUGCCUAAAUACUGGAAUUAUGUGCAUAACAGUGUUGGGUGUUUAUGGGAGUGAAAUCUUUUGACAAAACAUUGACAUGUGCUCCGUCCUCCUCCUGGCUAUUGGCUGUCUGUAAUCUUCCCUCUGCUGGUGUGUUGUGAGCCGAGGGAGGCCAUCAUGAACUCCCCCUGCAGACAUUUAGAGCUCUUGCUUUGUAGGCCUGUGUGCUGCUUCCCAUCUUCUUUUUUUUUAACACGUGUCUUUUCAUCUUUGUGAGUUUCAAUUCUAAAUCACUCUUUCAUGUGCUCCAGUUCAGACGGAGCUGAAGGGAUUUCAUAGCGUAGCUUUCUUAAGCUUUUGCAAACCUGAGUGGACACAUUCUGCAGUAGCUUUGCCACAAAUAUCAUCCCACGGCAUUCAGGUAUCUUUCUUUUAAGAAGAUCUGAUCGUGCCCUUUGUUGUGAUCUGCAGGUAUAGAUUUAUGCUUCAUGUGAUUUCUUUGGAAGACAAAUAAUGCCGUGAGUUUGCCACUACACGCUGUCUGAUGGCCCUGAGUCAGGAACGCUUCGAUGUGAGCUAUUAAAUUGAUGGAAGAGGUUCUUUUUCAGCGUUCUUGCAGUCAGCACCGAGCCACAUUGUGCCUGCACUCCUCCACUGUGCAGUAACACUCUGCUCGGCGUCGUGUGCUUCCCGUUACUUCUCUCUCUUUGUUUCUUUCUCUCUCUCUUUCUUGGCUGUCACCUCCGAGGCAAUCUGCUGUUUGGCAGUUUAAACGGCUAACAAGUGGACCACAAUGAAAAAACUGCCAAGAGAAAAGAACAGGUCAGUUCUUUGAUCACGAGCGCAACAGUGUUUUGUUUUGUUUUUAUGUUAGACAAGCUUCAGACAGGCCCCUAAACUCUUUGUACUGUUUGGCUGUAGGUUUUAAGUAAAGCAGCUUCAGGACGGAUGUAAGUGCGCAGAGCAACAGGACUUGGUAACUCAUCAGCUUCUGUGACUAAUUGGGAUCAACCAACAGAAGUGCUUUCACAUAAACCAGGCUAAUUAAACACAGUUUUGAUUAACCUCCUAAAGUGACCGUUUUAGAUCACUUUUGUCCCAAAGCAUUUCGCCUUCUGGACCAGAGAAAACAAGGCAGAGACAUGACAGGACAUCAAAUGUUGUUCUAGCUCAGAUUGGAAGAUUUUCCAUCAGUUUUGAAGUGAAAACCCUGAAGACACGGCGGCUGGUAGAAGAAUGUGUGUAAUGCUAAAUGGAAAUGAUGCAUUAAUGUAUCUUUUUUUAUUUUAUUUUAAUGAACACGUCAAGUUGCAAUUAAAAUGACAGCAAUGCAAACAAUAAACCUUCAAAGGAGUGGGUAGAAGUGUAAACCUAUUAAAACCCAACCCUUCUCCAGCAACAUCACAAAAUCUCAUCCUGUUUGAAAAUAUUGCAUCAGAAUACCUUCAUUCUACUUUCAAGUUCUACUAAUAAUACUAAUAAUAACUCUAAUAUUAACAACAAAGUAACCAUAAUGUUGAGGCUAACAGUGCUUUGCAACAACAACACAGUACAUCAAGACAGUUUCUCAUAUUUACUGUAAAUCAUUUCCUUAUACAAAAAUUUUAAUUGGUUCAUGUUUGGGCAUUGAUUUUGUUCCAUGGUUUUACACCACAGACUGCAACACAAAAACUCCCUGUGGUUCUGAUCUUACAAACUUUGAAUUUGUCUUACCCUCAGAAAUUAUAAAAUCGUUCUUCUUUUGAGAACAAUUUUUGAUUUUUUUUUUUCUGGUAACUGUUGAUUUUGUGCUUUAAAUAAGACACGCUGUUUGUAAACUCACCAAAUCAGUAAGUUUUAAUAAUUUCUCUGAAUUCAGACGUUAACAUCUGGAAUAAUACCAGUUGUAUGUAUGGAAUUUUAACGCCAAUACUCAAUAUUGCAUUGCUGCGUAUCGGCCGAUCCGAUAACGACCCGAUACGAUAUCAGCAAAAGUCAUACAUACUUUUAUUACUUAUUUUUUGGAGUGGAAUGUUAGAAGAGACUUGAUCAAGUGAUGUAAUUCAAAAAAGAGUCAACAAUAGGUACAAGAACUGGCCUAAUAUAACGUGGAAGGAGUUGAGUGCUUCUAUCAACAUAAUUAUAUCAGAGAUUUUAGAUGCAUUUCAAUAUAAUCUGGUAAUCUUUUUCUUUUUUUGAUUGAUUGAUUGAUUGAUUGAUUGGACUGAUUUCUAAUAUGAAAAUCAGGUUGAGAUGAUCCUGAUAUGCACAGCAGGCAAAGUUCUGCCAAUGCCCUCCAGAAGUAUUGACAUCCUUGAUAGAGAUGGUUAAAAAAUGCAUUGACAUAAAUUUGUGUUUUGUUGCCCUCACACACCUUCCAACACGGAUCUUUAUCUGUUGAUUUGAGUGAAUCUAUACAUUGAGAUUCAUCAAUAAUCCAUAUAUAGGGAAUUCAACUAAAUAUUUUUUUAGGUUGUAAAUUUUUAACUCUCAAAGAAUUUAAAACUGAUCGAAAAGUAUGACUUUUUACGUUAUGUGUCUUAUUUUAGAACAUCCGAUUCGAGAUUAGACCUAUUAAGCAAAUCAGGCAGAAUGCUUGACCUAAUCACGCUGUCAGACGAAAUGGCAAAUCAGAUCUCUGUAAUCGCUAGCGCUUGUGCUUCUGCCCCUGGCACUGGCUUUUGCUCAUGCUUUUGCUCAUUUUCCUGUAUUUUUCCCAGUAAAAUACUGUGUAAACAUAAGCCAGCGACACUACCACCGAGUAUUUUUAACUUCUGUGUGGCCUAAGCUGUAACUGUGGUUGAGUGAAAAUGCCAGCGGCCAGCCCGCUCUUUCUGUCACACACUCUGCUUGUGAGGGGAAAGUGAUCAGAGUGAUAGUGACUUCCACCAUGAUAAAACUGGGUCAGUGUAACCCCAACCCCCCUCCACUACAGGCAAGGCUGAAAGAGAGGGGUGGAAAAGAGAUGAGGAUACCAUCACCAGACUGCGCGAGGACUUAAACAUGGAGACACUGGAGCACGGUUUGCUUUCCCGAUGGCUUUGCGUAAACCCAGAUGCCUCCCCUCCCUCUUGACGAGCGCAUAGUGGUCAUUCAGCGCCCCAAAAACGUGUGUGAGGCUUCCCCACAAACCAUCCCACAGCAUUCCUCUCAAAUAUCAACCUCUACCAAUGGACGGGUUCUCCAGCCUUCGCAUCUCCACGCCUCUCAUUCCCGUUUUUACUCACCCGCGUGUAAAUCUGUGAAUGUGGAAUGCAAGCGCAGGUCAUCCCGGGUGCAGAGAUUCAAAGGCGACCAGCCUGUCAUCCCAGCAGAUGUCCUCCACAUCCCGAGCCACUGCCAUAGCAAUGGCACAGUAACACUAGCCCCACGGCUUCCCUCCCACACACAUACUAUUGAUAUCAAGGUAUCGGUGGACAAAAGGAGAUGGGGAGAAUUAAGUAACUCAUUAGGGCGCGCUGGAAGUGUAAAAGGUAGCAGAGGGAAAUGCGUCUCUUCCCAGUUUGAUCAAGGACAAUGUGAGAGAAAAACCGGAAGCUUUGGGAGGCCCUGUGGAUUUGAGCAUAAGCCACAACAAGUCCGUCAGCUGUCGUCGUCCCCUGGAGGGAUCCUCCAGUUUGUCCCUGCUCAGGCAAAUCAGCAUACAUUCAGGGGUGAAAAGGAGAAAGAAAACUCUAGUUUUCAUUACAGAGGUGACCAGGAAUUUCCCUCUUUGGGUCACAGGAAAAGUUCCAAGCUGGGAACUGUUCAUCAAAGCCAUAAUAGCCACAGUCUGCCCUACCACCACCACUCUGUUCCUGUUCCCCAUGCCGCCAUCCUAAACUCCACCUAUCCUUCGUCUCCCCCAUCCCAAACCACUCAUGUCCCAGUCUCCUUUCAGCAGCUUAACCAACCUCACCCUCCUCGCACAAGGGAUCACCGCCCUCACAUUCUUCACGGUCUUCCGCUGUCCCCUUGCUCCUCCCGUGUCGGAGGGUUCCCUAGUCCAGACCACACUUGUACCAUUGACUGUACGCACCCAUUCAACUGUGGCUGCUGGAGGUUGGUAAGAUGCACAGGAUGUAAAGGAGACUCUUCCAGUUACCAAGGAGGUGGAGGAAGCACUUCUACCUCAUUUUCCUGUGGCCACAAUGUCGGCGCAGUGAAGAGAGGAAGUAAAGACAUGGGCCUGAAGAAUCUGGGUGGCUGUCUCUCCACAGCUUCCACAUCAAACACUUCCUCAUCUAACAGCACUGCUUCUGGUUGUCGAGCAGCUCUGUUCAAACCUCUACCUUGUGCCUCCUGCGGCGGAGAGGCUGGAAACUUUGAGAGUCCUGCUAUCCUUCGGAAGAAGCUAGUAGGAGGAUGCCUUCCCUGUACUUCUCUGUCGUCUUCAACCCCUUUGCGGGCGAUCCAAAGCUGUGUGUCUGGUUGCAACAACAAAGCAUCUCAGACUGGCAGUUCUUCCUGCAGCUACUGCAGCAGCGACCCAAUAGUGGUGACGUUCAACCCUCGCCGGGGGAAACCUCCUGGAAGAGGCAUAGGACCGACUCACCCAAUGGCUAUGCUACAAGCUGACGAUGAUGACUACAGUGUUCGCACCAUCUGGCCUGACGAACUGGCCAAGAAAAUGACCCAUUCUAAAGCUCAAAAGAACAACUAUGCUGGGAUGGGUGUUGGGAAAAGCUGUUCUAGCCAGACCCAGAAUGGCAGUAAUGGACCCGGCCUUGCCCUCUUGGACUGUCAGAAUCUUCAGGAAUACGCUCAGACUAAUUUCACAGACCAUGCUGGCCGACGACGACUUCAGCAAGGCAAAAUGGCUGCCCUUGGUUUUGUAGGCAGUAGGUUGGGAUCUAGCUACGAUGAUGGCCGUAACUCGUUGAAGAGGCUCUUGAAUAAAGCAGAAGAUGUUGGAAUGAGUGACAGUCCUGAGCAUGGCCAAGUAUAUCCACGAUCGCCCCCUCCCCGCUCCGUGUCUCCGCCAUCACCCGUGUCCUUUUCCCCUCCCCCUUCAGCCCCCAGCACACUCAUCAAACCCAAACCCUGGCAGAGAGAAAGGGAGGGAGGACACUCUCUGCCGUCGGCUCAGUCCCUUCACCUGGCCCUGAACUCCCUUAACAGAGAGCAAGAUGAGGAGAACAACCGAAUGAGGCUGUCUUUGCCACUCUCCUCAUCGUUGCCUGCUUCCCUGUCCGAUGAAACUGUGAUGACUCCCGAUGCGGAGAACGCUGUCAUCAGCCCAAUCCUGCCCUUCCUGUUCCUGGGGAACGAGAGAGACGCCCAGGACCUGGACCUGCUGCUACGCCUCAACAUUGGCUAUGUGGUAAAUGUGACCACACACCUGCCUCUCUACCACACCAACGCGGGACUGCACUACAAAAGGCUCCCAGCCACUGACAACAGCAAGCAAAACCUUCGGCAGUACUUCGAGGAGGUUUUUGAGUUUAUUGAGGAGGCAUAUCAGAGUGGACAGGGUGUGUUGGUUCACUGCCAGGCAGGUGUGUCCCGUUCUGCAACCAUCGUCAUCGCCUACCUUAUGAAGCACACCCUCAUGACAAUGACGGACGCCUACAAGUACGUGCGGAGCCGUCGGCCCGUGGUUUCGCCCAACCUGAACUUCAUGGGUCAGCUCUUGGAGUUUGAGAGGGACCUCAACUCCGGGGUGACUCCUCGGAUCUUGAUGCCUAAACUAAAUGGUGUGGAGACGCAGGUUUGAAGGGGGGAGUCAAGGGUCAGGACUGGGUAGCAUUAAACGGGCAUUAAAAAGAAAAAGAGUGCAGCACAUUUUUAGAGCGACAGGUCGAGAGAGAAUACCGGAGAAUCUUGGUGGGUUUGGCAAAUAGUGCACUUUCAAUACUGUGAAACAUGAGACAGAGGACUGAAGGGUUCAUUUGUUUAAUUGUUAGACAAUUUGAUCCCCAUCCAGUGUACUGUUUAUAAGAUAACGUGCCAAUAUUUUGUACAGCUCCGACAUAAUUCAGAUAUCUUUUUUUAAAAUCUAAUACCUCUUCCUUUUUGUUCCUGUUUACAGUCAACGUUCAUGCAGGAAGAGUGACUUUCUUGCCCAAAAUCAUAAAUGCAUGCAGAACCUGAAUGCAACAUGGAAAGGGUUCAUUGUCAAUCAUUCUUCUGCAACAGCUCUUUACUACUUUCCACCACAUGUAGCAGCGCAAUGCACUUUACUGUCCAUUCAUUUGUUAUCAGAAAGAUGAGAUAGAAGCUCAAUUACUCUUUUUAAAUCACUAACUUUGCUUUCAUUUAAUCAGUUUCUUUUUUUUUUUUUUAGUUUAAACUGUGGAACAUUGAGGCGUGGACCUAGAAAGGAAAGGUUGUUUUUUUUUUUGUUUGUUUUUUUGCCAUUUCAGAGGUUAAAUCUUGCAAACUCGAGUUUAAAUGGUGCAUUAACAUGCAAUGUCAAUGCCAACAUUUAGAAAUGCAGGUUUUACAACUGUAUAAAUGCAUUUAUUCCACUACAAUAGCAUUUCCUAGCAUACAGCUGAGUAGAUGGUUGGGUUGAUGGCAUGGGUUCCUGCUGUUGCAAUGUUCUUUUAAAUCUUCUCAAAUUUUGAAACCUAAUUUCUUUCUUUUCUUUCUAUGUUACGUUGUAUUUCUGUGUUUCCUGCUUAGUUUAAUAUGUAGCAUGAAACAGACCUGCAGUCUUUUCUAGAAAUCAAAAGAGCACAUGGGCGACAUUAAGGUCCUGCAAAGCUUUUUGGGUCAUAAAAUUGUUUCUGCAUUUAAAAAAAAAGAAAUCUACCCCGCUGCAGUUUGUGAUAUCACAUUCACUCGCUCAUUUGAAGUAGCACAGUGUUGUUAAAGAUGUUUUAAAAAGUCUUCAAAUCCAUUUGUUUUUAUUGCAGUAGCGUAGUUCCACACUGGAACGUUUGGAAAAACCCAACCUUUAAUUUGAAAACAUUUAUUUUAAUGGGGAGAAAGGUUUUGGAGACUUUAACGUAAAUUCUUUCAGAGUUAAUGGCUCUCCAGUAAAACUGGUGCCGAUUUAUUUAUUUUUUUCUUUGUUAAUCAUUUCUGAUGGAAGUGUGGCACUUCUGUUGUGCCCAAUAAAGCUCAAGUAAAGUUUAGCAAUCCCAACAUUUUAGUGUUUUUGCCAGUACGUGUCCCAAACAACCUGUUUGCAUCCAGAUGAUGAUGAAAUCAUUACUGAUUCCUAAUUAGGAGAGCCAAAAAAAAAAAAAACUCCUAAAAAUGAAAGAACUACUUACAAAAUGCUUCAAGUCACAUUUGUGCUAAAUGUGUCCUUAGAGGCACUAAUAACUGUUUUAAAACCAAUUAUUUCAUAACAUGGGACUAAACAACUAUAUUCACAAUGUUUCAUAUACAUUUUUUUGAUUGUCAGAAAUUGCUACUGUAAUAAAAGCUGAAUGUUUUGAGCUUUUUUUUACAUGGCAGUAGAUGUGGAUGCCGAUGCAUUUUAAGUUAUUUGCAGUCUUCAUGCCAAAAAUCUUCGAAUUUCUUUCACACCAUUAACCAUCAUCAGCCCUAAUAUUAUUAUUACUGAGCUCGACUCAUGUGGCUUACUGACCUUCUCCAUUACUAUGCAUUGUGUUGAUAACAAGGAGUUUGGUUUGAAAAUGUUUCUUGAUUCACUGUGAACUAUUUUCCAGAGUGGUUCAGACUCCGCGCGAGAGAAUAAAAUCGGUUACAGGAGGAUUACAUUCAAUUUAAUUAGCUCACUAUAACUCAAUAAAACAAAAAACUGGUUAUUCGACAAGUAGAUGAUGAAUUGAAGUGCUGUAGUUCCAACGGAUCUUCAGCUAGCAGGACUUAAAACAUUGUAUUUAACUGGAUGUAAUGUCUUUUUAUUUGUUGGUGUGGAUUUCUCUCAAAUGAAAUCAAUGUUUGUGUCUUUAACAGCAGUGCAUACAGAACAUUGCCUUGCAAAAGUAUUCAUUUAAUUCGAGAUGCUAAUGUAUGUUAGAGGAGUUUUAUUAAACACACCAACACAAAGUGGUGUGGCUCCGAUUUUUUAUUUAUUUAGAGGCAUCAGAGUCGAGGGGGCUAAACACAUUCAUAGGACCCGCUUUUCAGAUUUUUUUUUUUUCUUAAUCCAUCCAAUAAAAACCCAAUUGAGGUUUAUGGAUGUGUGAGCAAAUGUGGUGUAUGAAUACUUGCAAGGCAUUGUAAUUUGGCAUCAUCCAAUGGUCCAAACUUUCACUGGAAGUGAACUCGGUUAUUGAUGCUCCACCUGACAAACCGAAACGCAGCGGCUUUAGUUUUUGUUGACGGCGGCGGAGGGCUAGGUCUGCAGUUUUUUGACGCAUUUCUUCACAGAUGACUUGAAAGUCCAGACAGUAGCAAAGUAUGUGUAUGUGACAGAUCAAAAAUCAGUAGUACACCAGAAUCCUCUGUUCUUCUCAAGUAUUCAACUCUGACUGCAGUUAACCCUUUUCUUUCUUGAGCUGUGAUUAACGUAAGGCCUGGCUCCAGUUGUCUGAAAAAACCAAAAUGCCUUUAGUUUGUGUAAACUGGUACACAGCUGCUGUGGAAACUGGGUGAACAAAUCCCGAAUUUUACUUGGUUGAUUUAUUUUCUGACUGAUUGACUUUAUUAUAGUUCUUAUAUUUUUCUACAGCCAUAUUUAUUUUCUUUCUUUUUCUUUGUUUGUUACAUGUACUUUUUUUUUUUUUUUUUAAACAUGAAGGUCUACGUGGACAGAAUGACUUCCUCCAACUCUGCCAUGACAGUUUGGAUGUUGGCGAACGAGGGUCAACAUGACGCUCUCGUGUUUUGCUCAUUUCUUUUCUUUUUUCUUUUUUUUUUCUUUUUACGUCUCACCUUCUUUCAGCUGGAGAAACGUCAGCCCAACCACUCCUCCUUCGAGAGAAAAAGAGAGAGAGAGGCGGCUCACUCGCUGGCUUGCUGUUGCUACCAGAUUUUUGUAUGAACUCUAUAUGCAAAAUGGCUGCCGAAGCAAUUACUUUAAUGUCACACUGUGUGAAUUUGCUGCGCAGCGGGGUUGUUGCUGACCUCAAGAGCGACUCUCUGGAGGAAAUUCUUUAAUUUAUGGGAACUGAAGGGCCUCUUUUUGUGUGUGUGAGUGAGUGUCUAUAUUGUCUGUUGCUCUUGGACACAAAAAAAAAUCGGGUUAUUUCUUGCUGUGCAUCUGGGAACGUUGUAUAUCUUCGCUUACUUCCGGGAACUCAAGUUAUCCCUGUUUUGGAAAGUUACUUUCAAACAUUGUGGAAUAAUUUUCUGUACCAAAUUCUGAAUUUGAAGUUAUUUAUGGUCCAGCUGACGAAGAGAAAUCAAAACAGAGCACCACCCUUCCUCCAUCCUGAUGGGAGGGCAAGAACUCUUCAGGUACGACGUCGUCAUAGUAACGCUGUGCUGUUUCUCCAUCCCGUCUCCAACCAGAGACCCAGAAACUCAUGUAAACUUCCCUCUAGCGCUGCCUCCUCCUUCUCCCUCCGCCCCUUUUUUUCUUAAUGGACUGUUCCUCUUUAACCAAUCGUAACAUUUUUCAUAUUGUAGCAUCUGGUCCUUGUAUUUAGGCAUUUUUUACCUCCAUGUACCGACUAUACUCUUCAUAAUUCUUCUGAGGUGCACUGUGACAAACACGAUGCUGCUAUAUCAAGACUGUGAGUAUGUUGGUUACAUUCAAGCAGACGGGCUGGUGACGGGGAGUCCUGCUUGAUUUGUUUCAGUUGGAAUCCAUGUGCUGCCGCUAACGUUUUCCAGCUUGAAAUGCACAAACGCGGGGAUCUGUAGCUGUCCACGGUGGUCUUCCUCUGCAAGUAUUAUAGAAAAGAAAGCAAAGUGUAGCUGUUGUGUUGCUUUCUUUUCUGCAGCACUAGUGAUUCUGGUCAAUAUUCUCUCUAACCGGUGAUAGAUUUAUGACUGAAUGUCCUCGCUAAGCCCAACAUGUGAUACAAUUAUUUAGACUUUUAAUACAAUUCGUUUUGUUUUAAUAUAUAGGCAUUCAAAUACUGUUGAGCCAUUCAUGCGGAUACUGAGAUUUUGAGAAGAUUUGUAUGACAUGUUGCAAAGGAUAAUAAAGAUGCAGAUGUGUGUGUGUGUG